Biomphalaria glabrata is the source of this 3745-nucleotide messenger RNA. Its product is annotated as probable ATP-dependent RNA helicase DHX37. The record is from RefSeq and is a predicted model, not a curated record. Gene Ontology annotation, molecular function: ATP binding; RNA binding; ATP hydrolysis activity. Gene Ontology annotation, cellular component: nucleolus; intracellular anatomical structure. Bases 109 to 3579 code for a protein of 1156 amino acids. The transcript has 29 exons. Lineage: Eukaryota; Metazoa; Mollusca; Gastropoda; Planorbidae. Gene Ontology annotation, biological process: maturation of SSU-rRNA from tricistronic rRNA transcript (SSU-rRNA, 5.8S rRNA, LSU-rRNA).
ACGAUGAAUUGAUUUUACUCUAUUCUAGAUAAUCCAAGCCCAAUGUUUUUAUUUUGUAAACAAAAAUAAAAACACGUGUUUUAGUUUUAGAUCUAUGUUAUUUCUGAAAUGGGAAAGAAAAGAAAAAAUAAUGAUGCCUCUGAAUCUUCAAGAUCUAUGGAUGGAAAUACGGUUCAGUUGGAAGGCAUAUCUACAGUUGGAAAUGUUGCAGACAAUGACACAAACAUGUUGGUGGUUAUUCCAAAGAAAAAGGCCAAGAUUAAAACAAAAGUUGUUGAGAAGAAAGUAAAAAAACUGAGCAAAAAGGAACGCAAACGACUUACUGACAUCAUCCAAAGAAAAGAAAACAAAGAGCGGAGAGCAAAUUUAUUAGAGGCAUUGUCCAAAAAUCAAGCAUCUGAAGAAGAAAUGAAAAGAUUUACUUCAAUCACAGAGGUUUACACCCAAAACUACAAAAGUGAUCUGGCUGUAGGAGAUACAUAUGAAAUGAAAAUCAACUCCAUCAAAAGAACAAAAAGGAAAAAGAAGCCAAUGAAAGUCAUAGAAGAUAAAGAAGAAGAUCCUGAAUCGGAAGACACAGAUCAAAUGUCAACUGAUGAGGAAGUAGAGGCCAUAAUGGAGGAACAAGCUUCUGCUCAAACAAAAGAUGAUGUUACAGUGGAAGCUAGCAGCAUAGAUAGUAUAAACCAACCUCUUCAAGCAGAGAUUGAGCCUGCUAAAAAUCCUGACUCAAAACCUGCUGACUUACAACCUGUUAAAAAUGCUGACUCUAAGCCUUCUGUGUACAUGCAUUUGAAUCGAAUUCCAGAAAUGCAGGCAGCAAGGUUAAAGCUACCGAUUCUAGCUGAAGAACAGGUUGUCAUGGAAACUAUAAAUGACAAUCCUAUAGUAAUUAUCUGUGGUGAAACUGGUUCUGGAAAGACUACUCAAGUUCCUCAGUUUCUUUAUGAGGCUGGAUAUGCACAUCAGUCUGGCAUAAUCUGUGUCACUGAACCAAGGCGUGUGGCAGCUAUCAGUAUGUCCAAACGUGUGGCAGCAGAAAUGAAUUUAACAGACAGGGAGAUAUCCUAUCAGAUUAGGUUUGAGGGCAACACAACUCCGGAGACUAAGAUCAAAUUUGUAACAGACGGUGUCUUACUGAAAGAGGCUCAGCAGGAUCCCUUGCUGACAAAGUACAGUGUCAUUAUCAUUGAUGAAGCUCACGAAAGAAGUGUUUAUACAGACAUUUUGAUUGGGUUGCUCUCUAUUGUUCUGCGACAGAGAGCAAAGCGUGGGAGGCCUCUUAAAUUAAUAAUUAUGUCUGCAACCCUUAGAAUUGAGGACUUUACAAGCUCUGUCCUGUUUAGAUAUUCAAAACCACCACCAAUAAUUAAGGUAGAAGCACGUCAGUUUCCUGUCACUGUUCAUUUUAAUAAGAAAACAAUUGAAGAUUAUGUUAGUGAAGCUUACAAGAAGGUUUGUAAAAUUCACAGAACUCUCCCAGAGGGAGGCAUUCUUGUUUUUGUUACUGGACAACAAGAAGUGCAUACACUUGUACGAAAACUUAGGAAAAUGUUUCCUUAUAUACCUGGCCAAGCUAACCUGGAGCCAACUAAAAAAGAAUCUAGAAGAGAGAGACAAAGAAAAGAGAAACUUCUGCAAGAAGAAAAAAAAGAAUCAUUACUUGAAGAUGUUAAAAAGAUAGACUUAAACAGCUUCUCAGUGCUGCCCCAAGACGAUGAAGUGGCAGAAAAUGAUUACAAUAUUGAUGUCAACUCUGAUGAGGAAAACACAGAACUGAAGGAAGAAGAGGAUGAGGAAGAAGAUUUGAAGGCUAUGAUGAAAGAAGAGACCCCAGACAGCAGUAUACCACUGUAUCUUUUACCUUUGUACUCCCUUCUGUCAAGUGAUAAACAAGCUCAGGUAUUUGAACCAGCUCCUGAAGGUUGUAGAAUGUGUAUUAUUGCCACCAAUGUUGCAGAAACUUCACUUACCAUUCCCAACAUCCGAUAUGUAGUGGACACUGGAAAGACCAAAACAAAAUUCUAUGAUAAAGUGACAGGAGUGUCCACAUUUCGAGUUACUUGGGUAUCACAGGCUUCAGCUAACCAGAGAGCUGGACGUGCAGGACGUAUGGGUCCUGGUCAUUGUUACAGGUUAUACUCAUCAGCAGUGUUUAGUGACUUUGAGUUAUUUACACCUCCAGAAAUCACCAGACGUCCUGUGGAAGACUUGGUCUUACAAAUGAAGAGCAUGAGGAUUGAUAAAGUUGCAAACUUUCCAUUUCCAACACCUCCUGCCAAUGAGCAAAUUAAGGCUGCUGAAAGUCUGCUUAUGUCCCUUGGUGCUUUACAUCCUGUAGGGAAUCAGUCCAUAAGAUUUAAUGACUUGAAAAAAGUCAAAAGUCCAGUCAUUACAGAUCUUGGGAUGGUCAUGGCUACCUUUCCUGUCGCUCCUCGUUAUGCAAAAAUGUUGAUGCUGGCUAAGACCUACAAAGUGCUGCCUUAUGCUGUAGCUUUAGUUGCGGCUUUGUCUGUUGAUGAGCUAUUCAUAGAUUCAAUCCAACCUUCGGAUGCUGAGGGUGAUAAAGAGAAAUGGCUGUCAAAAGUCGCCAAAUUGAGUAUUUUUAGGUCUAAUUUUAUUGGUAAUGCUUUUCUUCUUGGUGACAUGAUGGUACUUUUAAAAGCUGUUGGUGCCUGUGAGUCUGAAGGAUGUGCUGUGUCAUUUUGUGAACGACUGGGAAUCAGAUUUAAAGCUAUGAGAGAAAUCAGAAAACUUCGAAUCCAGUUGACCAAUGCAGUAAACACAGCAUUUCCAGAAGAAGAUUUGGUUGUUGAUCCUAAUUUACCUCCUCCUAAUGAAGAACAAAAUUUGGCUUUAAGGAAGAUUGUUUUAGGUGGACUGGCUGACCAUGUGGCUAGACGCAACCCAGCCCCACCACCAGGUGCAGAUAAAACUGAAUGCAACCGUUUGAAAGGUUCCUUUCAGUGCAUGCAGCUUGAGGAUCUUGUUUACAUACACCCAGAGUCUGUCAUGUUUAAAAACAAGGACGUGGAGUUUGUUGUUUACCAGUCAAUGAUAGAGACAUCAAGGCUAUACAUGAGAGGUUUGUGCUGUAUUGAAGCACAUUGGUUCCCAGAGUUAGCCCCAAGCUACUGUGUACUGUCUAAACCUUUAGAGGAGCCGCCACCCAGAUAUGACCAGAAAACUGGAAAAGUCUUUUGUCAUCGGUCAGGAUCAUUUGGUAGGUGUAACUGGGAAUUCGCACCAACGGAGAUGGAAUUCCCAGACAGUGUAGAGAGUUAUCGCUGGUUCGCAAAGUUCCUAUUAGAUGGAGAUGUUUUUCCAGCCCUGGCACGUUUUAAAUCAUCUUUAUUGCUGAAUGCAUCUACAAUGGUAAAGUCAUGGGCAAAGCUGCAGCCUAAAACUGAUACAGUUUUAAAAGUACUCAUUAGUAAAGAAGCCAAGACUCGAGACAGACUAAUUGGAAUAUGGAAAACUGAACCACUUUUCUUUCAAGCUGAGUAUUUAGAAUGGAUUCCUGAAAGUCUUCAUGGUGAAGUAAUUACAUUGUGGCCUCCCUUGGUGUCAAAAAGCUGAAUGGAAUCUUGUACAUGGACACUAUCUCUUGUCUAAAUGCAGACAUCCAUGUUUGCUUGUUGUUUACUACUUAUUUAUUUUGUAGAUAUGUCUGAUAACCAUGCUUCUGAUGGAGGAAGUUUUGCUGUAAUGAUUACAAAUAUCAAUAAACGAAGUCAUUUGUGAA